GUACUCCAGGUACCUUUCCCCCCUGCUUCUCUCGCUCUCUGAAGCUGUUGUGGCUGCCAGCGACGUCAUGCAAAAACUAACUUCACAAUCACAAUACGCAGCUCAGACCCAUCCUCUUCCAGAAAAGCAUUGAGCAACUCAUCUAAUCACAGAUAAAGUCUACGACUUGAACAGCAAUGUCUCUCUAGAGCUACCUUGUAAAACCCCGAAAGAUAAAGCCGCGCAACAAAGCUUCUUUUAUUCUGGAGUUUGUCAAUUUUGCACGAGAGCUUCCUGUAAGUUUUUAGUGAAAUGGCAGGGCACGAAUGGAAUGAUUGGUUUGAACGAGAGGAACUAAUCGGACAGAUCAGCGACAUCAGAGUUCAAAAUUUACAAGUUGAAAGAGAAACUGUUCAGAAGAGGACAUUCACAAGGUGGAUCAAUUUGCAUUUAGAGAAAUGCAAACCUCCUUUGGAAGUGACAGAUUUAUUUCAAGAUGUCCAGGAUGGGAAGAUCCUGAUGAUACUGCUGGAGGAGCUCUCAGGCUGUAAGCUGCUUCAUGAAUUCAGACCAUCGUCGCAUCGCAUUUUUCGGCUCAACAAUAUUGCAAAGGUCUUGAAGUUUUUGGAGGAAAGACAGGUAAAGUUGGUCAGCAUUGAUGCUGCUGAUGUUGCAGAUGGCAAUUCCUCCAUUGUUCUUGGAUUGAUAUGGAACAUUAUUCUCUUCUUUCAGAUCAAAGAACUGACAGGAAAUAUCAAGAAUAGAGUUCUGUCUUCCUCAAGCUUGUCCUCUCUGCAGAACAGCACAGAUUCAGAUACAUCACACCCCAGCACACCGACUGAGGAAUGGCGCUUGUCAGUGUCACUGAAAGGUCAAAGGAGAACCAUUAAGACACUUUUGCAAUGGGUACAGAGACGCACAAGGAAGUAUGGCGUGGCUGUUCAAGAUUUUGGAAAAAGUUGGAAGAGUGGCCUAGCUUUCCUGGCCAUUAUUAAAGCAAUUGACCCCAGCUUGGUGGACAUAAAGAAGGGUCUGGAGAAUACUGCUUGGGAAAACCUAGAGGAUGCCUUCAGAAUUGCAUACUAUAACCUGGGCAUUCCUAGACUUUUAGAACCAGAAGAUAUUACCAUUGCUGCACCUGAUGAACAGUCCAUUAUGACUUAUGUCUCUCAGUUUCUUGAACAUUUUCCUGAGCUUGAGGAUGAUGAAAUAUCAGACGUUAUUGAAAAAUCAGUUUCUCCAGUUAAAGAUAAUUCUCCAGUAAAUGGGCUUCAUCAGAAUGGAGAUCAUCCAGUUGUGAGAAAUGACUGGGUACAGCCCCCGCCAAAGAUUUUCAUUUCCUCUGUACGAGAUAAGCAUGAACAAAUGUCACCUCCCGCAUACGAGACUCUAAAUGAUAGACAUAACCAGCCUUGGAACAGUGAAGAAGACUCUUCAGACUCCAUCUCAAAUCACACGGACCCAACUGCUUAUCCACAGCUGCCAUUAGAACUGAGAAUGGGAGUAUCUUGUGUGGCUCAAAGUGCAAAUUCUGCCCAACCGUCUUUUGUGGGAGACACACCCGAUUCUUUGUAUGAGUUUAUAAGUGAAGAAUUUGAUGGAAAGAUCCAGGAAAAUAAAAAUCGCAGUCAGUGGAAUGUUAGUCAGUCACCAGUUGUUCAGAAAGGGGAUUUGCUCAUCAAUGGGGAAUUAGUAGAAACUGGUGAAGAUACCGAGGAACCUGGAAGAGCCUCUCCAUUACAGGGACAUGCCAGAGAAGAUUACGUUUUUGAAGACCUGUUCAUAGAUGAGAGUAUUUUUUCUGAAAUAUCUGAAGCUAGCUUUAAGGUAAAAUCUAAAUUACCUUCAGAGGAAGAAGAUGCAUACAAAUACAUUUUGGAUCUACUUGAACAAGAAAACGCCCAGGAUAUGUCCUCAGAACUCUGUGGUGAAGAGGAGAAGGAGGCCACAGUCAAAAAGGCACCUAAUACAUCAGAGUCCGCUUUAGAGAAAAGCGAACCACACAAUGCAUUGGAAGAGAUCGCUAGAGUAGAACACAGAACUAAUGCACUGAUGGUACCAUCCAAAUGCAACAAUGAUGCACCAUCAGAAGAAAAUCCAGAAGCAAUGCAAAAGAUUGAUUCCAUUGCACUUGAAAGUGACCCUGCUUCUGAAGAGCCUCCUGAUAAGGAACUGUGUCCAAUGAAUGGUAGUCAAGCACAGAGUGUAAGCCAAAGUCCUGUUUCAGUAACACCUUUGCAUCUUGUCUACUACCCUCACUACAAUGUGGCCAUUUCAGACAUCACUGAAGCAUUCUCCCCGCCAGUCACUGAAGGUAAAGAACAUCUCCAUGUUACAAGUUCAUCACUGGAUGUAGUUUCUGAUGUUAAGGGACAUAUACAGCCAUUCUCUGAGAUUCAAGGUAACACAUCGCAAGCUGUACCUUCUGCUACAUUGAAUCAAAUGAAUGGAGGAAAUCAGGAAUAUUUGGAGGAUUCCACUAAAGUUGAAGAACACACAGCGAUAUUGAGUUAUUCUGAUGCACAGGUAAUAACAGAAACUGUCCAAGGUGUCGAUCAAGAGAGUUGUUUUAAUUCUUCAUCCGCACUUACCCAUGAAGAAGAACAAGCUGAGGUGCUUGAAGAGGGUGAGGAGGAGCAAAGUGUACAGCUGAAUGCAAAGUCAGAGAUAAAGGGGAAUCUUGAGGUUGUAGAGCACCUGGUUGAUGGCAUGAUGCCAACAAUCGAAGAAACAGAUUUGGAUGAAGAAUGCAAUGAUAUCAAGGAUGGCAGAAGUGAUAGCAAAAGUGGAAUCCCAGUUCUAACAGAAGGGCUUGAUGAUGACUCGGAAAACACAGAGGACACAGAAAUCAUAAGGAGGAACAAUGUACACUCUGAAGACUCAAUAACUGAGAGCCACAUUUACCCCAAGUUGUCCCAUAGGAAACAGUUUUUACAGACAACGAGUAACCAGAUAAAGAAAAAUGGAAGUGAAAAUGACCAUCUUAUCAGUUCCAAUAUCAGUGGAGAAUACCAAGGUCAGGAGAGCUCAGCAGUCAAAGCAGCAUGGAGUUCUGAAGACCCCAGCAAUGGAACCACUCCAGGGAUUUACCUGCUUCUAUCCCUUUGGAUCCUGGUUUACUGUAUUAUCAUUAUUCCACAGCUGAACUAUGAUUGACUCUUUUUAAUGUACUACUGAUGUCAGUUGGCAUGGCAUAAUGUAAAGAUCUCUUUAGUUGAGCUACUCAGUAUACUGUCUCAGCAGAACAUGCUACUAAAUUAGACAAAGUCUGUCAGUACCUUUCAUUUUCCAUAUGCUUGUAUGUUUGUAAAAUCUGGCUUUAAAACAGGUUUUUUUUAUAACUCUGAGAGCGGUUUAGGUUUGCAGCAGCUUUUUCUUUUUAUAAACCACAAGAAUGCUUUGGAAGAUUAAAAGUAAUCCCUAAUUGUUUUGUUUUUCCUGAUAUCAUUAUGAUUUUAGUAGUUGAUUUCUCUGACCAGUGUAUAUAAAACAAUAUAACAAUUACACAUGAAUCGUGCAAUCCCUGCAGUGUGUUCAGACUGCCAUUAAAAACAACUGCAGUUUUGGAGUUGUAAUAUCAAAUUGUUAAAUUGAUGUUAUUCUAAAGCAAAAGUACAUCAGAAGUACAUAAAAACACACAUUUUGACUUAUUUUUGUGCUAUAAAAUAUGUAGUGGAACAUUUUUAAAAGAAGCUGAACUUUGAAUUUUAAAGCAUCGUUCCACGUGCAAAGUUGCACUUUGAUAGCAGUGAACUGCCAAAGACAUUAAGGCUGGGCCUUUGCUUUUUCUUAAAACUAUUUAUAAUGAUUUCACUUUGUUCGACUCAGCUUCAUGAUUGUAGCCAUGACUUAAAAAGCACAGGUACAUAUUUACGAAAUUGCCUCCUGAAAUAUAUUAUUAAUGUUGAAGUUCAGAAAGACAUUCAUACAAGUUUAAAUGUUUGCUAUCAUAUUCUUACAUACCCAAAGCUUUGAAAAACAAAUAAUACAUGCAAAAUAAAACUCUGUUAUAUUUUAAUAUUGUAUAUUUCAAUAUCUGUGUUAAAUAUGAGUGGAUUAUGCCAUUUGCUUAAUGGAAUAGUUGAACAGCGUGAGAAAUGUAUUCAUUUGUAAUGUAGUAAAUACAGGUACUUUGUUGAUCUUGACUUUGCAGCUAUUGAAUUAUUAUUAUUAUUAUUAUUAUUAUUAUUAUUAUUAUUAUUAUUAGUAUUUAUUAUUUUAUACCAAUCAUAAGAAUGGAAGGGAAAACAAUUAUUUCAAAACAUAUAUUCUACAUGGAUUGAUACAAGGCCCACUGGAAAUGGUUUCAAAGCUUUUCAACAGUUGCUAAUUGACAAAUAUUUUUUACUAUUCUUUCAACACUAUAGCCAAACCUUUUAGCCACUUAAUCGUGAUAUCUGGUAAAUUAUAACCUUCUCUAAAUCACAAUUGGCUGAGUUCACUAACAGUAUACAUAAGUUAAGACUCAGGAAAAAAAAAAGUGUACUGCGUCUUAAAUGAAUGCACUACUGUAUUUUUUAAUGAUCUAAAGUAAAGAUCUGAACCCUUCACCCUAAAAUUAGAUUUUAUUUCAAUGUGUCUAUUCAGCAUAGAAAUGGUGCUGAUGUUGGUAAAACACCAGCAGAACUAUAGAGCUACCAGUUUACUUGAUUUAAAAAUGAUGUUUCACUGAUCCAUGUUUAGUGACAACUGUUCUACAAAGAGGUCAAAUUAAAUACCAUCGAAGAGAAUGCAACACAUUACAAUUUGCCUGCCAGUGCUGUUUCUUGGUUUAUUCUGUGUAUGCACAACAGCAAAAGUUGUGCCCCUGCAAAAUAAGGAUAAUGGUGAAUCAUCAAUUCUGUUUGUCCAGGGUAUGUUCUCUUAUCCUGUUGUACGUACAAGGUCAGUUCAGGGUUAUUGAGACUUUAAAAAAUGUUUGUCAAAAGUAAGAGGGCUUUUUGAGCGACGAAUCUGAGGCUGAAAUUUGAGUUGCAUACAAAGUUGCAUACAUUCAUUUUAAAUUAUUAACAAUAUAUAUCAAAUAUAUUAGACAUCUCAGCAUACCAUUGUGUCAUACUGUUUACCAACAUUGCCAAUAACCUUUAAAAUAUGUCAUUUGGAAGCAAUUACCUGUUUGUUAAAUGGGCGAUGUAAAGAUUUAAACACUUUAUUUACUUUUCUUGAAAUAAACUGUUUCACAAAUGUUAAAUAAAACAUCAUAAAAUG
Messenger RNA from Polyodon spathula (Mississippi paddlefish), 5187 nucleotides. RefSeq names its product calmin-like. The transcript is spliced from 13 exons. Gene Ontology annotation, molecular function: actin filament binding. Lineage: Eukaryota; Metazoa; Chordata; Actinopteri; Acipenseriformes; Polyodontidae. Bases 292 to 3135 code for a protein of 947 amino acids. Gene Ontology annotation, biological process: nuclear migration. The record is from RefSeq and is a predicted model, not a curated record. Gene Ontology annotation, cellular component: meiotic nuclear membrane microtubule tethering complex; cytoplasm; nuclear outer membrane.